This is a messenger RNA of Ficedula albicollis (Collared flycatcher), 782 nucleotides long. RefSeq names its product inhibitor of DNA binding 3, HLH protein (gene ID3). The record is from RefSeq and is a predicted model, not a curated record. The coding region runs from base 344 to 721 and encodes 125 amino acids. Gene Ontology annotation, cellular component: nucleus; cytoplasm. Gene Ontology annotation, molecular function: transcription regulator activity; protein dimerization activity. Lineage: Eukaryota; Metazoa; Chordata; Aves; Passeriformes; Muscicapidae. Gene Ontology annotation, biological process: cell differentiation; circadian regulation of gene expression; negative regulation of transcription by RNA polymerase II. The transcript has 3 exons.
ACUCAGAGGAGGGGUUUAGGGCUUCGUUUACAUAAAAUGGAAGAGAUUAAUGGUCAUUUUACAUAAAAGGGGGUUGGAUUGUUCAUUAUUUGCAUGUAGUGGGCGCGGCCAAGUCGCUCUGCCUAAAUAAAGGCGGCGCGGGUGCCCUCCCCCCAUCCUCCCCAAUCUGCCGGCGAGAUACGAAACUUUGGGGUCCGGGAGGUGAGACUUAGGGCUGUUAGAGCUGCCCUCUUUGGCGGUCCUGGUGCUCGGAGAUCCCAGCAAAACCAUCGCUGCCGCGACAGCCCCUGAGGCUCCGAGGCAUCCCCACGUCCUGCAUCUCCACGGCUGCUCCGAGCCCACCAUGAAAGCCAUCAGCCCGGUGCGCUCCGUCCGCAGCUGCUACGAGGCCGUUUGCUGCCUCUCGGAGCAGAGUUUGGCCAUCGCCCGGGGCAGCCACAAUAAGAGCCCGGCCUUGGAAGAACCCAUGAACUUGCUCUACGAUAUGAACGACUGCUAUUCGAAAUUGCGGGAGCUGGUGCCGGGCAUCCCUCAAGGCACCAAGGUGAGCCAGGUGGAGAUCCUGCAGCACGUCAUAGACUACAUCUUCGACCUCCAGAUCGUGCUGGAGGAGGGGUCCAAGGGCCGCGACCCCUCCUCCGAGGCCACCCUGUUCUCCCUUAAGGCGGCCGAACUCGCUUCAGAACUCCGCACCAAAGACGAGAGAAGUUUGUGUCACUAACGCCACCUCCAUCAGCAAACAGGCAGCGAGUGUCGGUUCCUGGUUCGUUAUCAGCCGGAGG